This is a messenger RNA of Tinamus guttatus (white-throated tinamou), 460 nucleotides long. The record is from RefSeq and is a predicted model, not a curated record. Lineage: Eukaryota; Metazoa; Chordata; Aves; Tinamiformes; Tinamidae.
AUGUGGGGGCACGUGGGGACACGAGGGGGCCCCAGCUCCGUGAGCCUGGGGAUCUCCCUGCCCGGCUUCGAGCACGUCUACGGGCUGCCCGAGCACGCCGAGAGCCUGCGCCUGCGCCCCACCGAGGCCGGCGACCCCUACCGCCUGUACAACCUGGACGUGUUCCAGUACGAGCUGUACAACCCCAUGGCGCUGUACGGCUCCGUGCCGCUGCUGCUGGCGCACCGCGCGCGCCGCACGCUGGGCGUCUUCUGGCUCAACGCCGCCGAGACCUGGGUGGACAUCGGCUCCAACACGGCCGGGAAGACGCUGCUCGGGAAGGUCCUGGACUACGUGCAGGGCGGCGGGGAGGCGCCGCAGACCGACGUGCGCUGGAUGUCGGAGAGCGGCGUCAUCGACGCCUUCCUGCUGCUGGGACCCACGCCGGGCGCCGUGGCCGAGCAGUACGGAGCGCUCACCG